GCAGCGUGCUAUGACUUCUAACCUGAUGUUGACUGAUGGCUUUGUUGAACUACCAGAGCUUGGACCAGAUGGGUUGGGAAUUCUCGUCUACACCACAUUCCUGUUGAUUUCUGGAACUCUAUGACAUGUUUCCCGGUCACCCUUAGAUGAUUGUUUACAUGCCUCGUUUUCGAUACAUUUGUCCAAUGCUCUCAAUGCUUCAUCUCCCAAGCGCAUCUUUGUUGAGGUGCAAUGAUGCAACGGUUCCGACCAUGGCUCUCGCAGACUCGCCCGAUGGUAUGUUUCGACCGGCCGACAAGGCAUUCAACCCGCUUUAUGGUGCAGUGAUCGAUGAAAGCAACACAUUCGAUGAGUUCUUCAACGAAGACAUGUUUCGUACUGAUAGCAGCGACGUUGAAAACAAGGACCAAACCAACCAGUACGAGGACUUUCUCGGCAAGCACACUUACAGCGAAGACCACUACAUACCUUCAACGGCGACAGCACCCUCAAACGAUCAUGACUUACCAGCUCAGCCCUGGCGGCAGGGAAUAUGGUGCUUGAAGCAAGAACAACAAAAUCCAGAUUUAAUGGUGGCAAAGACACGCAGGUUAGAGACAAAGCGACCAGCACCCAUUCAGACAAUGGAUGCUGUCAGUCACUACCGCCAGCCAGUGGCCAGCGCAGCCCUGACCUCGCCGAGUCGAACAAAGCGGUUUGCCACCUCACCGAACGUCGCCUCAUAUGACCCAACGCAACAUGUGUAUCCUCCCUUCUCACGCGAAGCCACCCUAUCACCCAGUCCAAUGUAUGCACAAUUACCUAUCUCGCCCAGACGCGGGCAUGGCGACACAAGCACAUGGCAGCAGGACUUCCAGAAUUUCCAUCUCCGCCUACCGUAUGACCCGCCAUUGCACUCACCCUCUGCUCUGAGACUGCAUAACCAGGAAGGGACGUCGGCCGUCGAAAUGAACUCGGCGAUAGUAGCUGAAAAUCAAGGCAUUGCUGUGCCGCAGCACAGAGCCGAAAAUGCGCAUCACGAACACAAAGUCUACUCGCCUGUGAUCGAUCCUUUUCUGUUCGAAGAUCGAGGCCCUGAUCACCACGAGAAUCUGAUUACCUACAAUAAGGCAUCUCAGGAUCAUCGUGUCGGGACCCAUGGAUUAUUGUCAAGACCUUCGCCUGGCACUGGCAGUGUACCGUCAUCGGGAAGCUCACAUCAUUCCCAGGACGCAACAUCGCAAACGUCCAACACCAGCAGCAGUCUGCAAUCACAACUAUUGUUUUCUCCAGUCACAUUGGCUGCACAUCCUCCACUCCCAGCAUUGGAACCCGAAGAGACAUAUCCUGCCUUGGCGGCUCCUACUCCUCAGCGCAUCCCUCAUCCGAUUCUGCAGCAUCCCCCAAGUUCGGCAUUGACGGGGCUCGGCAUCCAAUAUUCGGAACUGGAGCAAAUCGGCCACGCCAUCUUCGGUGAACCACAAUCAUAUGUCCAACAGAUGCCGGUCACUGUUGGGAUGGCAGUGCCGUACCCUCCACCGAUGUCUGCAAUGCCAGAUCCCAUGACCUCAUACGUCCCUCUUCCCCCACCACCAUCAUACGUCUUUACCGAUAACUCACCUUUCACCUCACCACGAAGACAACGACGGUCACCAUCGCGAUCGACUUCUCCCCCUAUGUUGCCGACGAACGUGAGCCCUCGUCGCAAUCCACGAAGGUCGCCAACAAGGACCGUGACAGACUACACGCACAGCCGGAGGAAGUCGAUCCAUAAGUCGGGCCCUAUCAAGGAUCUCUCCAUACAGGAACCGCUCCCAUCACCUCGAGCCAGGUCCUCCUCGAGACCUCCUCGCACUCCCAAGGCGCCCAAGACACCUACCGGUGUGGUUGACUUUGUCAAUUUCACCCCUGCAGACUCGGCAAAGUUAAUGAACGACGUGGCGCCGAGUGGGAGUUCCAAGACCCGAGCCCGGAGAGAGAUGGAGGCAAAGGAAAAGAGAAAGAAACUUGGUGAAGCUGCAUUGAAAGCGGUGAGGGUUGCAGGUGGAGAUGUGGCUGUUUUCGAAAAGGCAAUUUUUACAUGAGAACAAGGGGAAAUCAAAGCUGAAAGUUGCAUUUAGGUAAGGAGAUGCUAUGAUGUACGAUAUUGCCAGUCGUGAUUUUUCUGUUGCAAAAAAGGUUGGCCUGCGUAUAGUAAGCAUUGUCGUAGGAUAUAAUAUGUCGAGCAAGAUGGUAUUUCUGUCUGUCCUGGUUACACAAUAUACCAAUAUUAUCAUCACCA
Exophiala viscosa is the source of this 2260-nucleotide messenger RNA. RefSeq lists its product as uncharacterized. Bases 147 to 2063 code for a protein of 638 amino acids. The transcript has a single exon. NCBI's taxonomy places the organism in Eukaryota, Fungi, Ascomycota, Eurotiomycetes, Chaetothyriales, Herpotrichiellaceae. The record is from RefSeq and is a predicted model, not a curated record.